CCUCGCCUCGCCUCAGCCUCCCUCUCGCGAGCGCCGCCGGCUACCCGGGGAAGAAAGCGUAAGCGGCAAAGCGCGGCGGCGGCGGACGGAGAGGCGAACAGAUCCACUGGCCGCGGCCACGGGAUCGCGAUGGGGCGGCGGAUCCUGAACGACGCGCUGCGGAAGAUGGUCAACGCGGACCGCCGGGGGAAUGCCACGGCGCUCCUCCAGCCCAUCUCCGGCGUCAUGGUCUCCUUCCUCAACAUCAUGAAGCACCGAGGGUAUAUCAAAAACUUUGAGGUCAUUGAUCCGCAUAGAGUUGGGAAAAUUAAUGUGGAGCUUCAUGGACGAAUCAAAGAUUGCAAAGCUCUUACUUACAGGCAAGACCUCAGAGCUAAGGAGAUAGAACAAUACAGAGUUCGGAUGCUCCCAACAAGACAGUGGGGCUUUGUUGUGAUCACUACACCGAGCGGUGUUUUGGAUCAUGAGGAAGCAAUCAAGCAGAACGUGGGGGGUCAGGUCCUCGGUUACUUCCAUUGACAAGGAGAACUCUUGUCUAGCACUGAAUGAGGAGGCAAUGCACUGUGCCCGUAUGGCAUUAUUACACUGUUGUUAGGACUGGACCCAUUCUGUUUUGGGUUUUGAGAGCAUGUUUGCUUUCCUUCAUGGUCUUCAAGAAAUGCAAUAACAUGUCAAAAGUACUAGGGAAUGCUAGUUGUUAAACAGGAAGGCUGUAAUUUUUCCUUUGAACUGAUAUAUCUUGUGCAUCUAGAUAUUCGGGGGCACAUGAUGGGUAAAUGCCUGAGAUUCUAUGAUCCUGCUAA
This is a messenger RNA of Panicum virgatum (switchgrass), 803 nucleotides long. RefSeq names its product 40S ribosomal protein S15a-5-like. The record is from RefSeq and is a predicted model, not a curated record. Gene Ontology annotation, cellular component: ribosome; cytosolic small ribosomal subunit. The coding region runs from base 130 to 519 and encodes 129 amino acids. NCBI's taxonomy places the organism in Eukaryota, Viridiplantae, Streptophyta, Magnoliopsida, Poales, Poaceae. Gene Ontology annotation, molecular function: structural constituent of ribosome. Gene Ontology annotation, biological process: translation. The transcript has 3 exons.